Messenger RNA from Aspergillus tanneri, 2850 nucleotides. RefSeq names its product tetratricopeptide repeat protein. Bases 1 to 2850 code for a protein of 949 amino acids. Gene Ontology annotation, molecular function: protein binding. The transcript is spliced from 10 exons. NCBI's taxonomy places the organism in Eukaryota, Fungi, Ascomycota, Eurotiomycetes, Eurotiales, Aspergillaceae. The record is from RefSeq and is a predicted model, not a curated record.
AUGGAAUGCGCACAUUGCCAGAAGACGUUCCAGGAAAGUGGCCCCUUCAAUGAGCAUUGCGAAGAGCAUAAGAAAGUACAACGUAAGCUUCAGCGUCCAGCAACGCGAACGUAUGGAGCCCGUUAUAAGCCCGGUCAACAUGCGCCGCUCCAGCAUUCAACGACGAAACAGUCCUCUAGAACUUCAGAUUGCGGCGAGGAGUCAGAAGAGGAAGCACGCCGUGCGAAGGAGAGCGAAGAUAAUACUGCAUCGGGCUUAGACCCGCGGAUCGAGUUCAUCAUAGAGCGAUUCGCGCCAUAUGAUGGGAUGGGCAUGGCACAAGACCGUCCUACAGACCGCGAAUACUCGUGCCCUGACUGUGACUUCAAAUUUCGAACGUUGAAAGAUCGCGACGAACAUCGCCUAUCCCGAUUCUGUCGAGGAUGCCACGUCAAGGCCUUUGUCAUAUUGAAUGAUCACUCUAAGCCCACUGGAUAUAGGAUUGAGAAUGUGCUACUCCCUCUUGACUGGAAGCUGUACAAAUGGGAGAGCGUGUGCAAGAAGUGCGGGCAAAGCUUUCCCUCUGACGCGGAUAUGAAACAGCACGAGCUCACACAUCCGAUCAAGCCAUCGAGAUGUCUUCAUUGUAGCAAAGUUUUCAGCACUCCCUAUGAACUGGAAGACCACUACGAGUGGCAUGAUGAUAUGGAGUACCGCAUGCAGCGCGACAACGCCCUCAGGAACGCCGCUCCCAGUGACACUGACAGGGACUAUGACGAGAUUUAUAUACCGACGAAGACUACGGAUCUUGGCCACGGCAUUCUGCAUUGUCCCGAUGGCCAUCCUCAUCGCCUCCCACCGCGUGGCGACCGUCAGAUUGUGGGACUAAGUUUUAUAAGCGCCGAGGACAUUGAAAAUCAUUACGCUCCUCAAGGGAAGUUCAAGAUUCCGGACGGCGGCUACCUGUCAGUUCCUCCAUGGGUGUCCGAUAGCAUGAUAGACGAGGCGAUGGAGAAACUGCACUUGGGGCGCGAGCAGCAAGACAAAAUGCGCAUUCCGCUAAAGACAAGCGAAGACGAAGACCACUCUGCAAUUGUUAUGGUGAAAGGUCACGGAAGACCUGGAGCAGGGCAGGUCACCGAUGCAUCCGGCAGAGUCAGAUGGUUGGAAGGUGACGGAUAUGGUCAGCUUAUGCAGUUCCUUGUAGGCGGAAAUGAGUAUGCCAGCUAUAUGAAAAAAGCAAUCGCUUUGCAGGCAGACAGUGACAUCAAAGGCGCAUUGCACUUUUACCUCAUGGCAUUGAAUGAGGCAUCGACAAAAGCCCGGAUUGAGAAAGACAUGGAUGAAUACAUUGCCUUGACAAGCGUCGGGGGUUGCUAUACCCGGUUGCAUGAUUUCGACAACACAGUCGACUACAACAUCCGCGCACUCUGCCUGGCGGAAAGGCUACUUGGGAAAGACAACCCUAACCUCUUUUUGAGGAUAAAUGACCUUGCAGUGGCCUACGAGGAACAUGGAUUGCUUCACGAGGCUCACCAUCUCUAUCUUCGUUCCUUAUCUGGGAAAAUGAGAAACCUCGGGGAAAGCAACGCGAGUACUCUGAUGACAAUGCAGGAGUUAGGAAACAUAAAGCGGCUUCUGAAUAAUCUACAGGAAGCCCAACUUCUGCUCGAGAGGGCAUAUCUCGGAUACGAGAAUCUGCAAGACCCAAAUGAAGAGAUGGCAUGCGGCACUCUCUUCAAUAUCACUGCUGUCUACAAAGAAAUCGGUCUGGUCAAUGAAGCAAAGGCACUUCUGGAACAGACGAUUCCCCGUAUGCAGCAGGAACUUGGUUUGGCAAACCAAAUCACCGCUGGCUCCAUUUACAAUUUCAUCCUCAUGGAACAGACUUUCAUUCCAGCAGCAAUACUUGCGAUGAUACAACAGAUCCAGGAGAAGCGGUAUGAAACCGGCCGGCCCGUUUUGGAGUUGCUCGCGCGACAUUACUACAAUACGCAUCAGAUUCGAAAGGCAGUUGGGCUAAUGAGAACUCUCGCGGAAUGGGAGGGAAUGGAUAUAGACCAAUCUAUGUCAUAUCUCAGUCUGGCUGGAGCGUGUUACUCGCUUCUGGAUGACUUUGACGAAUCUUGCGAGAUGUACGAAUUGAUGCACGAAAGAGCGGCUCUCACUGUCCAGUCACAGAGACAGGCUCUUCGUGACAAUGUUAGAAUGUGUAUUUGGAAUAUUCGCUCGAGACAGCAGCAGCUCCUGGACGAACGACUGGCAUGGGGACUGGAUGAACCGCGGCCGUUUUGCGGGCUUAUGCACUUCUGCACGCCAGCAUGCGAAAAUGACCACGCCCAUGAGUGCCGUCCAACGGUCACACCCAAGCAACAACGCAAGGGAACUUUCGAGACCGGCUCCGUACCAUCAUCCUUAGAAAAGCAUCUUUUAAGGCUCUUCGCCCAGGACCCAAUAUUUGCCAGAAAGCCAAAGCCCCUGAGGGCAGAACAAAUUUUCCUGAAUCCCGAGGGCUUCGCGACCUUCCGGAUCUGGAUGGACCCUACCAAGCUCAUCUCGUUCAGCUUCCCUCCAUCAGCUGAUCUUCGAUGCUGGAUAGUAGAGUCCGAUGGAACUAAAGUAUUUUGGACUACCCAGGAGAAAUGUUCUGAUUGCUAUUUCUACAAGGAUAUGGGGAAAAGGUAUCUAGUUGUUGCACCAGGCGCUGACAUGAUGACCAGGAUUGUUAAGCAUUAUAGACGGGAUACCGGGAUGGGUGAAGAUGCGUGCCAGGUUCCGGGAAGAGAUAUUCAAGAAUACUUGCAGGUCAACGAGGGACGUGGUGGUGGGACAGCUAUGCUGGCGCUUGUUAUGGUCUUAUGGGAGCAGUGA